UCAGAAAAAAUCCGGGGGUGCACGGAAAUCGUCUCUGCUGUGGCAGUAGAGCACCGUGUCGAUCCAAUACGAGCCUGCCUUGCACUGCAGCAUACACGAGACACACAUACACACACACACACCCCCGUGAACAAGAAGCAUCCAACAUCAAAGACUGAGACAUUCUCACGGCGCAGAUGCGUGCGAUUGUGUCCUCUCCGUGAGCGAGCAGUCUGCCAAUGAGGUCGGACCUGUCGGCGGGCGUCAUCUUUUCUGUAUAUAUGGCACCACACAGGACAGCACAGCACACACAAGGUGCAACAUGGACGUGGAUGCAAACUCAUUUGGGUGUGAUGUGGGGGCUGACCGAAUGCGUCUUGCAUGCAGUAGAUGCCGGCCACGUCGCUGCAGAUGCUGACGAUCAUCUCCGCCAACGGCUGACAAGACAAGGCGCACACCCACACAUAUGCUCCUUUUGGCUCUCCCGUCCGUCUGUCUGUCUGUCUGACCCCAUCCACCUCACCUGCUGCUGGAAGUCGGCGCGUCUCAUCCUCUCCUGGCUGUCUAUGCCUGACGUGAGUCGCGGGCUGAGGAGGGUCUUGCGUAUCAUGGCGGGCGAGGUCAGUGGGCUGCGGAUGACCUCACGCACCAAGUAGUGGAAAUGUCGAUGACGCUGCAUAACCCGACACAGACACAGCCAUACAGAGAGGGACGGCGGCGGCCAUGUCGAAAUGUCUGUCUAUGGUUUACCGAGAGCAUGGCGAACAGAGGUGGGUCCACCCGGACUCCGAAGAUAGAAUGUAGGAAGCGAUAUAUCCCUCGGGCGGGGAGGGCUGGUGUCUGUGACCUCGAGGCAGUCGUCAU
Vitrella brassicaformis is the source of this 843-nucleotide messenger RNA. NCBI's taxonomy places the organism in Eukaryota, Vitrellaceae. The record is from the annotation of a GenBank genome assembly.